UAGGAACCAAAACACUUCUCUCUUCUUUGUAUAUCUCUGAUGGCUUCUCAUAUGUCUACUGUGGGAGAAGUUACCGUCGGUUCACAAUGCCACAAACUUCUAGGCAUGCGUGACUUUACUAGCGCUAGGCAUCUCGUUAAGAUGAAUAAACAGUUAGGCAAAGAUUGGCAAAAACUCGACCAAGUUGAAGCAAUCUGCGACGUGAUCAUCGCCGCAGAGAACCGGCUUCCCAACGGGUUUAUGGAUUACUAUGGAAUGCUUCGGGCGACCCGAUUCGGACCGGUGGUGUUGGAUGAUUUCAGGAGGUUGAUGAAGCUCCUAGAUUGGAGGUGUAAUGGUCUCCCCUCUAGCCAGGAAGCUGCUCAAUAUGCCUACCAAGCCUGGUCGAUGCUUUCGAAGCCCGUCAUGAAGGCCAGAUACGAUCUCGACAUCUCCUCCCCGAUGGUCGGGAUGGUUCAACUAGGGUUUCCUGAAGGCAGUUCCUUUGUCCCCAAGGAACAGAACCCUAAUCAGGAUAUUGGUCGUGGAAAUGACAAUGAAGUGGUGGUUAUUUCUGAUGAUGACGAUGACGAUGAUGGAGAUCAAGACAUGCUAACAAUGGCUCGAACAGCGAAAGUGUUCAAAAUUAAUGGAAAGAGAGUGAAGUUUAUACCAUUGAAGAAGAAGAAAAGAAAGGAUUCUUCAACAAGCAACGUGAGGAAGACCUAG
This is a messenger RNA of Brassica napus (rape), 708 nucleotides long. RefSeq lists its product as uncharacterized. The transcript has a single exon. Bases 40 to 708 code for a protein of 222 amino acids. Lineage: Eukaryota; Viridiplantae; Streptophyta; Magnoliopsida; Brassicales; Brassicaceae. The record is from RefSeq and is a predicted model, not a curated record.